This is a messenger RNA of Acanthochromis polyacanthus (spiny chromis), 6441 nucleotides long. RefSeq names its product lipase, hormone-sensitive b (gene lipeb). Gene Ontology annotation, biological process: triglyceride catabolic process; cholesterol metabolic process. The coding region runs from base 139 to 2706 and encodes 855 amino acids. Gene Ontology annotation, cellular component: cytosol. The record is from RefSeq and is a predicted model, not a curated record. The transcript is spliced from 15 exons. Lineage: Eukaryota; Metazoa; Chordata; Actinopteri; Pomacentridae. Gene Ontology annotation, molecular function: triacylglycerol lipase activity; sterol ester esterase activity.
UGAGAGAGGCGGUGCGUAAACAGAGAGGGCGAAGAUGGCGUCGGGCAAGAAGGGUGGUGCGAAUACUAGAUUGGAGAAAGGUGCGAAUGGAAGACGCUCGUCCAAACACAAAGAGGGUCCAGUGGAGAGGACACAGACAUGGACAGAGCCUUGAACUCAGAUACUGUGAUGGACACCAAGGCGGUGUUUGCGGCCGUGUACAGCGUCUGCGAAGAAAAUGCUGCUUUCUUCUCAGGAGGAGCCAAAGGGUCGCAGGGUGACGCAGCACGCCGUCUGGUGGAGGCCAUGAAGCUGAUCCAGGAGCAUGCUCGCAGUCUGGAACCUGUUAUCUCCGGCUUUGCUGCUGUUUACCAUCAUUUUGAUUUUGACCCACACAUACCUGCUAAUGGCUAUCGCUCUCUGGUCAAGGUUGUGCGCUGCUGUCUUCUUCAUAUCAUCCACAAGGGGCGCUACAUCACAACCAGCCGCCGCAGCAUCUUCUUCAGAGUAGCACAUAAUGCGGGGGAGAUGGAGGCAUACUGCAACGCUCUGCGCCAGCUGCGUGCCCUGCUUUACCUGGCUCAGCGCAUGCUACAUGAUAACAGCCAUGGUAACCUCUUUUUCCAGGAUGAAAGUGGCCUCAGUGAGAGUUUUGUCCGCGAAUACGCAUCCAUGCACAAAGGGUGCUUCUAUGGCCGUUGCCUGGGCUUUCAGUUCACUCCAGCCAUUCGACCCUGCCUUCAAACCAUCGCUAUCGGCCUUGUGGCCUUUGGAGAAAACUACAGGCGCCAUCAGUCAGGAAUAGUGGAGGCAGGAGGUAUUGCACCAUAUGGUGUAGCAGCCAGCUCUCUGUUUAACUCGGGGAAGUAUGCCAUCGACCCAGAGUUGAGAGGGGCAGAAUAUGAUCGCAUUACCCAGAACUUGGAUGUCCAUUUCUGGAAGACUUUCUGGAACGUCACUGAGACUGAGGUUCUGUCGAGUCUUGCCAGUAUGACUUCCACUCAAGUUAAGGUGAACCGAGCUCUUUCUGUGCCCUCUGUGCCCUUUGACCUUCCCCUGGCGGCUAAUCACAGAGCAUCUGUAACCAUAGCUCCACCGUCGGCACACAUUGGCACUGCUCCUGUUCAGAUGAGACUCAUCUCUUAUGACUUACGUGAAGGACAGGACAGUGAAACUCUACUAUCUCUCUGCCGCUCUGAGGGGGGUGCUAUCUCUCUAUCACUGGGGCUGAAGACCAAGCGCCUCCCUUCUUCACCCUGCCUCCUGAUCCACUUUCAUGGGGGAGGCUUUGUGGCCCAGACCUCCAAAUCUCAUGAGCCGUAUCUGAAGAGUUGGUCCCAGGAUCUCGGUGUCCCCAUCCUGUCAGUGGACUACUCUCUGGCCCCUGAGGCCCCCUUCCCAAGGGCCCUAGAAGAAUGUUUCUAUGCCUACUGCUGGGCUCUGAGAAACCACCACCUACUUGGAUGGACUGGAGAGAAAGUGUGUCUGGCCGGUGACAGUGCAGGAGGCAACUUAUCAAUAACAACAUCAAUGCGCGCUGCUGCCUUUGGUGUGCGGAUGCCAGAUGGCAUUGUGGCAGCCUAUCCAGCUACCCUGCUGACGGCCUAUGCAUCACCCUCCCGUCUGCUAACACUUAUGGAUCCCCUGCUGCCGCUCACUGUGCUCUCCAGGUGUCUCAGUGCCUACGCAGGCAAUGAGCCGCAGACCGAGAAGCAAGUAGCAAAGGUGAGCACACUGAGCCUGGUGAGGCGAGACACAGCAGAAAUGCUGCGAGAUUUCCGACAGGGAGCCUCCAACUGGAUCCAGUCUCUUCUGGAUCCCAACAGAGCCUCAGCCUCUCCUAGCACAAGUGCAGAGCCACCAGGAGCCACAGAUGCAGUGAGGAAGAGCAUUUCAGAGGCAUCCAUCUGUUCUCCUCACGCUGACCCCCCUGUACCCACAGAGCCCUCAGAGUUCCUCAGUAGGAAAUUAUCAGUGAAGAGCCAGACUUGCCAGGACUUGGGAUCCCACAACAAUGCCAUGCCCCACUGUGCACCGCUGCUCUCUGAGCGCACUCCAGAAGAUGUGAGUUUCUUUCUCACCAAGGACGGAGAAACCUCCAUGUCCAGUGACCUGUCUUCACUGGCCAUACCACCACCCGAUACUGGAGAGGAGGGAUCACAGCUGGAGCACCGCAGGGAGUUUCCUCUAGGGUUUGAACCACUGCGCUCAGAGCAGCUGACUGAGAUGAAGGUGGAGAGCUCUCCAGUGGUCAAGGAUCCCUUCUGCUCACCUCUUCUAGCCCCUGAUAGCAUGCUAAAAGGGUUGCCACCGAUACACAUAGUGGCUUGUGCAUUAGACCCCAUGCUGGAUGACUCUGUGAUGUUUGCCAAGCGUUUGAGGAACAUAGACCAGCCUGUCACUCUCUGUGUGGUGGAUGACCUCCCCCAUGGCUUCCUCAGCCUAUCGCAGCUCUCCAAGGAGACGAGGGAAGCUGCCUGCGUCUGCGCAGAGCGAAUUCGUGCCGUUUUCACCCAGGACACACCCCCAGAACCACGCAAGCACCGCAAGCUGGAACGAACCGAUAGGGGUGUGUCGGCUUCUUCUGGGGAGAGCGGACCUCUUUUUGUUGGCCCCGCUGAGGGAGGAGAGCUAGCUGUCAAGAGAGGAGCUAAAAUUGCUGAUGGGGAGGGUUCAGUUGCUGUGGCAGCCCAGAAUAACACUGACGCUGGUGGCAUCGGGGCUUAAAUAAGGUUAGAUAAAAAAGUGUGCUUCAUUUCACUGAGGAGGGAAAGGAGAAAGAGUAAGUGAAAGUCAGACAAAUUUAGGCAGUGCGAUGCCUAAGUGAGAGACGAAGAAAGCGUCUUGAAAAGCAGGAGGUGGGGAGGAGCGCCAAAAUAUUACUCCGUCUACUUUACAAUUCUUGCCAGUUGUCGAAGCACCAACGCAGAUCUUGUAGACAAAACGAACACACCCACAAAAAACAUGUCCUGUCAUGUUUUAGAACAAAAUGAUCGUUUAGCAGCUACUUAGAUCAAAGACCAGCACUCACCCACCCACACAGCACAUACACUUAACAGAGCUGCUGUUAUGCAGCGGAGGCUCGGACAUAAAGCAGCGCAGAAGAUUCUUGAGACGAGGCCUGAAUGGGUGAUUCAUCUAGGCCAAGGCAGUUAUUGGAGGCCCUAAUCAGAUAGUGGUAGACACACUACAUGCUUCUAUGUAGAGUCAUUCCCAUCAAAACGGCCACUUGUCCUUUAGGGAGGCACUCUAAAUCACACUUAAUAACUGCACAUUGUGUUCUCCAUUAUGCCAGUUUGGCAGUCAAUACAGGUCACUUUGUGGAUAGUAACUCUGUUGACUCUCUCUCCUAAAUAGAAUUACAAAUCUACAACACGACUGUCUGAAUUGAUUUAUGUCUUUCUUGAGAUUCUGUUGCAGUUUUUAACCAUAUAAAUAAUCCUAUGCAGAAGUAUUGCUUUUUUAUUUAUAUAAAUGUUUUAUUGCUGUUAUAAUCCAUGAGUCACAGCAGGCUUUUUUAUGAUUUGUAUACUUUUAUUAUUUAAUGUAAUCUUAAACCGUUUACUCCUUGUUUUUAAAUAUGCUCAAUAUUUACCUCGGCUUCUUUAGCUGCAGCUGUUCUGACAUCCCUGGCCUUUCCAAUUAACUUCAUAUCCUACUCUCAGUAACACAUACUGAUCAGAUAGAGUAAAUGUAGGAUAUUCGCAAGGACACAGUGUCUGGAUUUUGCCUUGUGCUGACAUUAAAAAUACAAAGGCUGCAUUUUAUUGACUGUUAUAGUGAAAUUUGUGGCAGUGCACUGAAAUGCAUUAAUAUGAAGUACAAGAGUACUUUGGCCCUUUCUUUGCAAGUUUUUCAAAAGCAAUCAUAGCUCUCAAAUGUCUGAAAGAGACUAAUUGUUUUUAUUGUAUUUUGUAAGAUAGGAAACAGUUGCUCUAUAUUGUCAAUUCCAAAAUGAAUAAGACAGAGAGGAGUGGCAAAAACCCCAGCUCUCAGCUAUCAAUACACAUUUUAAACUUCACUGCACUGAUUUCCUCUUAGGUUGUCGCUGUUCCUCAGCAAGCGUUAUUGCUCACUACUUCUCUGCACAGUAUGCACUGUGUCAAAGUACCACUUCUCUCUGGACAGGGGUUUUCUGGCCUGAUAACCUUUUUUUUUUUUUUUUUUUUUUUUUUAACAAAUCAGAGGCUUUUAGGCAAAGCUCGGAGACCCUUACCAAGAAAAGCAAUUGCAAAAGUGCUGUGUAAAAGCCAUCGAACUUGUAUUUGGCCCAAAACAGUGGCUGGUGGUCCAGAUAUUUUUACUCCUCGCCGUCACAUUUGGGGUUGACUUUGUUUUUGAUUACCUGAGGACACUCUUCUGAGCGUGUUGCCAUCAAAGCACUUUGAAGUACACAAAAAUGUCCUUCGGAGGGUCAGUCCUUCUAUCAGGUCCAACUAAAUAUAGAUGCCAACAAUGCUGGCACUGUCCUGCCCUUGCGUGGUAACAGGGCUGGGGUUGCCAGGUCUGUAGAGAGGGAUGCUGUGUGAUGAAUAGGAUUUAGCUGAUGCUCGGAGUGCAAAAUCCUCCCUGUGUAGAAGAGCAGGAUUUUCAACAGCAAAGUCAUGCUACAGGAUUAGACCAUACUCAGUUCUGUCAGCUUGAAGUACUUACUGCAAUAUUUUUAGUCAGAUUGAUGGAGAGAACCAGACCCAAGAAGAGAAAGAAAGUUAUACACUCACUCUGAGAUGUUGGGCUGAAGUUUGUACUUCCGUCACUAUCCGCUGUUUAUGCUCACCGUGCACUUUUGCAGUAGUUGGUCUGUCAGUCAGUAUAAGUUUAUUUUAAGCUGAAGCUUAUAUACACGUGAUUUUUUUUUUUUUUUCCUUUGCUUGAGUUCUGACUCGAGUCAAGUUUGUGUGUGCACGUUCACAUGAACACAAUAGUCUCUGGCCUGCAGGGAAACAUGAGCUCACACAUUGAUUUGCCCUCUUUGUGUCAUGCUCACAGAUCAAGAUAGGAAUGGAACUUUACAAUUAAGAGUUAUUCAUCGUAUUGUCUGUUGUUGAGAACACCCACUUUGUGGUAGGACAGAUUUUAUAGGACAGCUGUGUUUGUCGAUGAUGUACUCCAAAUCAGCUUGAUUUUAUUGAUACUUAAAACACAACUGCAUAUGUAGUACAGCGGAGUUGAUUGGUCAUUAGCACUUUCUUGCAUAAAGCUAAAAAAAUUGUUGAAUUGUGUCAAAUUCAUGUACUUGCUGUGUAUUAGCCUUCAUAUGCCUCUCCCCCUUUGUGACCGGUCACGUAUUAGUCUACCCUGAGUGUAGACGAUGCACCGGAGAGCUCAUCUGUUGUUUUGGUCAGAUGAUUUUGCUACUUUUAGUUUAUGCUGUCUGUAACUUUGAGCUGGCAUUUGGUUGAGUUUUAUUUUAGUGUGUCUACAUCAUAAUGUCUGUGUCGAUGAUUCACUUGUUGGUGAGGGACUUUAGAACUGCAAAUAUUCCCUGUGAGUAAAACAGCUUGUAGUAGUUCAGAGUAAUACUAAUUUUUUUAAAAAUAUUCAGCUCUCAAGAUAUGCAGGAUGCCUCUGCAGUUUUACUCAUCAAAAGCUAUUUUAUUAGAGAUUUUCCUCGCUCCAGGCUGGUUUCCAUGAUGUGCCAUGCAAAGUGCAAUACUGUUGCAAACCUGAGCUUGCUGCUUCAACGGUCAGGGCAACAUUUACGGUAAAGCGAUGCAGCUACACACAAGCAUCGCUUCAUUUUUCUUCUCACAGUCUCUGCUUCUUCUGGUAGAAAUGUGGCACUUCUGUUUAUUGUUGUACAAUGUUUGUGAAUCACCUUAAGCUUGGACUUUACAGAUAGUAUACCAACCCAUAUACAGUAGCAUUUGAUUUAGGGUAUUUUUAAGAAUCCUUGAAGCCUGCUUUUACAACUGCCUCAGCAAGUUAAACUGACCUCAAGCACUUCUUAGAAAUGUUUCCUUUUGAUAGUUAGAUAUUCUUUGUUUAUGGUCAAAAUUUCAAGCAGAACCAAAGACUACACCUAGAAUCUUGAUGUACAGUCCUUGCUGUUUAUUGUUUGCUGUUAAAUGUUACCACUGUAAAUGCAGGUGCUGAUCAGUGUCAUAGCCUAUCUGCACUCCAUAUGCAAAUUGCACCGCAUCAGUUCUGAUGUAGAAUAUUAUUAGCCUUUAAAAAAAAAAAAAAAACAAGCCAUAGACUGGAAAAGUAUGUAUUAAAUUUACUUGUUUUUUUAAAUUAUCUUUUAUUGAAAACACCACAAGUGCAAACCUGUGAAUAAAAAAGAAUGUAUAUUAAAUGUGAAUCAUUUAAAUAUGUUUACUUUCAGAUUUGUUGAUUCCAGUUUGUUUUGAGCGGACUGCAUUUUCUUUGAGGGUUUCAUACUAGAAUGAUGUUUGAUGCGCCAUGACAAGGCUUUUUCCUUUUUUGAUUUAUAUCUAAAUAAAUAUAUUAUCCCAUGAA